Messenger RNA from Saccharomyces cerevisiae S288C, 1860 nucleotides. It is a transcript of the gene DFG16, whose product is annotated as Dfg16p. Gene Ontology annotation, cellular component: membrane. The transcript has a single exon. The coding region runs from base 1 to 1860 and encodes 619 amino acids. Lineage: Eukaryota; Fungi; Ascomycota; Saccharomycetes; Saccharomycetales; Saccharomycetaceae. The record is from RefSeq and is marked reviewed.
AUGAUCAUAAGAUUGCAUUUUUACUACCUCCUCACUUUAGUUUACCAUUUAGGACUUGUAGGUGCGUAUGAAAAAGCAGCAAGAAAGAGAAUUCAACCUCCCGAUUUGAUACCUGGUCCUCCGGGACAUAAACUUGGUGAUGAAAGACCACCGCAUUACGACCACCGGCCACCUUAUAAAAAACACAUCGACAACAUUCCAGCUUACAAUCUGACUGAUUUGAUAGAUGAUAAACUACUAAAUAAAUAUGAAAACUCAUGCACGGUAAAUGUAUUGACAGGUGGCUUCAUCUCUCUAGCAAGUAAUUCGUGGCACUUACGUGCUUAUAAUUACACUUUAAAUUACCCAUCCUUUUUGAUCCGAUGCGAUAAUGGCAGUGCAAAUCCUAAUUUCUCUCAUGUCUUACAAGACUUUGUUUAUGACAUCAACAACAAAUUCAACGUUCAAGAUGACAGUAGUAAAUACAUCGGAAAAGACCCAUUUCCCUUAGGAAUGAUAAUGAUCACCUUUGCUUCUGGGUGUAUCUGUGUGGCAACAUGGAUGCUAUUUUUGGUUGUCUUAUUACUGCCAUCCGAUAAUCAUAAUAGAAGAAAUAAAGUUGUACAUGUUUACGUCCUUUUCUCUGCGAUUAUAAGAACUGUAUUUCUAAACGAGACUAUAGCCGUCAUAUUUGACAGCCAAUAUCACGAUGACUACCAGGAUGCGAGCCAAUUUGAAUCGUUCAUCGUAGAAACUGCACCAUAUAAAAUAUGUGAAUUAGUUGCAAAUAUUUUGAGUGAUAUAAACUGGAUUUAUAUUGUUCACUACUUACAGUCCAAUUAUGGAAAACCAACUUGGAAUUGGAUCCCAUUUAAAAUGAAAAAGGGGACACAUAUCAUAAUUACCGUGGGUUGCUUCCUCUCACUAGCCGAUAACAUUUUAUUCGCAAACCUUCUUUGGAGAAAGAACCUUGUAGUUUUGAAGGUAUUUUACAAGCUAAUCGAAUUACUGAUUUACACAAUUUUCAUCUCCAUUAUUUGUUACUUCACAUGGCAUAAUUUUGCUUACAUACUUUUACCGAAAACUGCUGAAAUUAAUACGGACGGUAAGUGUAAAACGAAAUUGAGAAUUCUUUGGGAAAAUUAUCACGAAACUAUACCAUUAUUGGCGUAUAAUAUUCUUAUAUUUAUUUUAUUCUAUUUCACCACAAUUUUUUUCGCUGCUUUCACCAAACAUGUUAGAGGUUGGACAUUUAACUUUGUUCAUCUUUUGAAAGUUUUAAUAACAGUGAACGUUUGGGGCUUAAUUGGAGUAUUGGAAAAGAGGGAGCUGCACAUAAGCAAAAAAACAGUCCUUGGACGAAAAAUUAACAAUAGGGACAAAUUUUUCGCCAAUCCAACAGUCAAUUAUUACGGAGAAGAUUUAGGCAAGCAUUUAAGCGCCAUAACGUUAAACAGGGAUUUAAACACUACUAAAAGUAACACUACUUCCCACGAUUCAUCAAGUUUAGUAGGAUCCCCUUCACCCACCUGGAAAUCUCCAAUCGAAAGAAUAAGGGACAGAAGAAGAAGACAUAAGAUAAUGAAAAGUGAGAAUAAAUUUGGGCAAAAUCCCAGUUUUGGAAGUAAAUCGAAUGGCAAACCUAAUACUAAAACGACAUUAUCCAAAUAUCGACAGCUAUUAAGGAAGCCUAGGCGAAAAACCAAUUCAUAUGAACCAAAAAAUGGCAUUGGACAGAAUAAAGAAGGCUCAACUGUUAGACCAGGAGCCGACAAACAUAUUAGAGAUUCCAAUUAUCUAGCUACAGACAUCAGUGACAACGAAAGUAUGGAAACCGAACUUCGAACCAACCACAUUUAUAAUUACGAAAAUAGUGAUUAA